UUUGGCACGAGGGCGGUUUGAGUAGAUAUAAGGAAUUUAUUCAUAUUUUUAUUCACGUUUAUGAAUCUUUUGAAAAAAAAAAACCACUUGAGUUUUGAUUUAUAAUAUAAAUUUUGCGUUUCUUCGAUAAACCAUAAACGAAGUGAAUUCCGCAUCAAUAAAUGUAUGUGACACACAAUAAAUGGACGCUAAUUCUGUCGUUCGAUCUUGAGAUAAGUCGAUGUGGUAAAUCUACGUUAUCACGAAGAUAACAAUAUUAAAAAAGAAUUGUUAGCAUUCAGUGUGAAAUUAUUGCGCAAUAAGUUGAAAGAAAAAUUAGCCAAGAAUAACUGUGCAAAUAUUUUCGGAAAUUUACGGCCAAGUAUCUUUUGAUAAAUACCAAAAAUUACAAUCACAAUAAAAACAAUUUUACGGGAAAAGGAUUUAUCAGCGAAACAUCGAGUUGAAAAUUAGUAUCAAGAUGACAACAAACGAAGCUACAAUUGAUAUGGGACCAGGUACACAUGCCGUACCUUUGUCACUGUUUCGUGACAAUCGAUUGCGUGUAUGCAACGCAUUAAAAACCAUUCCGAAUAUCGGCGAUGACAAGACGUACAUACUCCUUCAAGGCGGCAAUUCAAUUAAUUUCUACAAUACCGAUACCGAAUACGUUUUCCGGCAGGAGCCAUUCUUUACCUAUUUCUUUGGUGUACGAGAGCCGGAAUUUUAUGGUGCUGUUAAUGUGUUUACGGGAAAAUCAACACUUUUUGCACCAAGAUUGCCGCAAGAAUAUGCCACCUGGAUGGGCACACUAUGGACACCCGAUGAUUAUAAAAAUCGUUAUUGUGUCGACGAAGUGCGUUACGUGGACGAGCUCGAUGCAUUCUUCACGGAACACAAGGCAUCCAAAUUAUUAUUGUUGAAAGGUAAAAACUCGGACAGCCACCUUGUUAUUCAACCGGCUUCAUUCGAUGGAAUCGAUAAGUACAAUUGCGAUGUGGACACUUUAUAUCCGGUGGCUGCUGAAUGUCGUGUGAUUAAAUCGCCAGCUGAAAUUGAGGUCUUGCGUUACGUAGCCAAGGUAUCAUCCGAUGCGCACAAGCUUGUCAUGAAAAAAAUGAAACCGGGAAUGAAAGAGUAUGAAGGUGAAUCGCAAUUUUUGCAUCAUUCAUAUGCGGUCGGUGGUUGUCGUCACGUUUCGUACACGUGCAUUUGUGGCAGUGGACGAAAUGGUUCGAUUCUUCAUUAUGGUCAUGGUGCUGCACCAAAUGAUAAAGUUGUCCAUGAUGGUGAAAUGCUUUUGUUUGAUAUGGGCGCCAAUUACUUUGGUUACGCAGCCGAUAUUACGUGCAGUUAUCCGGUUAAUGGAAAAUUCACCGACGAUCAACGUCUGAUUUAUAAUGCCGUUUUGGCAGCAUGUCAAGCCGUUCAUGAUAAUGCAAAAGCUGGCGUCAAUUGGGUGGACAUGCAUGAACUGGCCAACCGGGUGAUGCUGAGCAAAUUGAAAGACGGCGGUCUUCUGCAAGGCGAUGUUGAUGCCAUGAUCGAAGCCGGAAUCAAUGGGGUCUUUCAACCACAUGGAUUGGGCCAUCUGAUUGGUAUUGAUGUUCAUGACGUUGGUGGUUAUUUGGAUGAUUGUCCACCACGUCCAACUCGAAAGGGAUUCACUUCGCUUCGUUUUGCACGAAAUCUAAAAGCUGGAAUGUAUGUCACCUUUGAACCAGGCUGUUAUUUCAUUAAGCAUUUACUCGAUGAAGCAUUGAAAUGUCCAGAAAAGAGCAAAUUCUUGGUUGCCGAUCAGUUGAAGCGUUUUGAACAUUUCGGCGGUGUUCGCAUUGAAGAUGAUGUUCUAAUCACUGAAAAUGGCUGUGAAAAUUUUGCCAUUGUACCCCGAACUGUUGAAGAAAUCGAAGCGUGGAUGGCUUCAUAGGCGACGAUGACUGAAACUCUUCCAAAUAGCUAAUUUUUCAUUUUUUUUUUUCACUUUUCUAUGCAAAUGAUUUAAAUCAUUACAAUUAUAUUAUACAAUUGCUGUAAUGAAAUAAAAAUAUUGUUUAUCAAAUGGUUAAAUUUCUUUA
Molecule: messenger RNA, 2057 nt
Organism: Contarinia nasturtii (swede midge)
Lineage: Eukaryota; Metazoa; Arthropoda; Insecta; Diptera; Cecidomyiidae
Gene: Dip-C
Product: xaa-Pro dipeptidase
Exons: 11
Coding region: 461-1909 (482 amino acids)
Molecular function (GO): manganese ion binding; metalloaminopeptidase activity
Source: RefSeq, a predicted model, not a curated record